CUCAAAGCUGGAUUGGCUGAACGAGGGUGUGGUUAACCCGGGAGACUACGCAGUACACGGAGGGUCGAGUAGAAAUUGAGUCCGGGGCUGCAAGCAGACCCGAGCUGGUCAGCUGAACUGGAGACCAGUUUGCUAGCGUAGUUUAGCUUAGCUUAGCAUUGGAGAGGCAUUUUGACACACGGUUUUGUUUUUUUUUGCGGCUUGUCAGUUCCACCAAAAAAUACAUAUCGAAGUUACAAAUAAAAUGUAUAUAUAUAUAUGUAAAAAUAAAUCGUUGUUUUUGAGGUAGUUCAGUACUAGUAGCGACCCUUCUGUCGCUUUCUCUGGUUCUGUAUUAUUACCAGGCUGUCGGCGUUUGACAGGCUCUAUAUACUGUGUGACAGCAACAGUAACGUGUCAUUUGCGAUUGGUUUAUCCGCAGAAAUAUAUUGGCAUACCUCCAACGUUAAAAACGUACUUUUAAAGUAACAAAAAACAAAAAAAAUCUAUGUGCAUUCACUGUAUUUACUGUUUACUGUUUACUGUUACUAUUUACUGUUUUAGUUCAUAAACUGUUGCACAAGAAGACGAUUAACACCCGACAGAAUCGUUUUGAAAAUCGCGACCAAAAAAAAUAAAUACAAGACACAGGAAGCAGAACUCAAGACGAGGACGAGGGAUUGCGUUUGAGGAUCAACUCCAUAUAUACUUCAAGAGAAGGUCAUGCUUGUAAUCCAGCCAUGGAAGCAAUGGCAGUGAGUACCUCGGUUAGCCCAGCGGACGAGUUUGACCGCAAUGUGCCGCGGAUCUGCGGGGUGUGUGGAGACAAGGCCACUGGCUUUCACUUCAAUGCCAUGACCUGCGAGGGCUGCAAGGGCUUCUUCAGGCGCAGUAUGAAGCGGAAGGCCAUGUUCACCUGCCCCUUCAGCGGCAGCUGCACCAUCACCAAGGACAACCGCCGGCACUGCCAGGCGUGCCGUCUGAAGCGCUGCGUGGAGAUCGGAAUGAUGAAGGAGUUUAUCCUGACGGACGCGGAGGUCCAGCGGAAGAAGGACCUGAUCCUGAAGCGCAAGGAAGAGGAGUCCCUGAGAGAGGCCCAGCGAGAGGCCCUGCAGCCCAGGCUGACUGAGGAGCAGUCCAGGGUCAUCGCCCUGCUGCUGGAGGCGCACCACAAGACCUACGACGACUCGUACUCCGACUUCCAGCAGUUCAGGCCCCCAGUGCGCCAGGGCCCCAUCACACGCAGUGUGACCCGCGCCUCUUCAGUGUACUCUGUCCAGAACCUGUCCUCUGAGGACUCCUCCGACUCCUUCAACCCACCCUCAGACCCCAUGGACUCGAAGCUGUUGAAUUUCAGCAGCCUCCUGAUGAGUCAGUCCAGCAGCGGCUCGGACUCCAGCCUGAACUCUCAGAGCGCCUCCAUGCUGCCGCACCUUGCAGACCUGGUCAGCUACAGCAUCCAGAAGGUCAUCGGCUUCGCGAAGAUGGUUCCCGGCUUCAAAGAGCUGACAGCUGACGACCAGAUUGCCCUGCUCAAGUCGAGUGCCAUAGAGAUCAUCAUGCUGCGCUCGAACCAGUCCUUCAACCUGGACGACAUGUCCUGGACCUGUGGGAGCCAGGACUUCAAGUACCAGGUCAAAGACGUCGAGCAGGCUGGUCAUACUGUGGAACUCCUGGAGCCGCUGGUCAAGUUCCAGGUGGGACUGAAGAAGCUCUGUAUGCAUGAAGAGGAGCAUGUGCUGCUAAUGGCAAUCUGCCUGCUGUCCCCUGACCGGCCCGGGGUGCAGGAGAGGGCUCGGAUCGAGGCUUUCCAGGACCGGAUCUCGGACGUCCUGCAGGCUUACAUCCGCGUGCGUCACCCCGGCGGCCGCCUCCUCUACGCCAAGAUGAUCCAGAAGCUGGCGGACCUGCGCAGCCUGAACGAGGAGCAUUCCAAGCAGUACCGCAGCAUCUCCUUCCAGCCCGAGCACAGCAUGCAGCUCACCCCCCUGGUGCUGGAGGUGUUCGGCAAUGAGGUGUCCUAGAGCCCCAGGGCCUGGGGGGGAGGGCCGGGGGCGGUGGGGGGGUCCCUGUGUCUGCUGCAAUCAGCACCGGUAUUUCUAAUCCACGUUUUAAGAACCUGCUGUCGUUUUGGGGGAGACCUAGGAAGGGCUUGAGUUUAGGGACACUUGACUGAUUUGAUGUCCGUUCCGUUACACCCUCCCUCCCUCCCUCCUUCAGUCUAAUGCUGCCUGUACUAUCACUACCCCCCUCCACGGAACCCCUUGCUUGUGUUUCAGUUGCAGAUCUUGUUCAGUAUUGUCAAGUUGUCCUCAUAAGGAGGGCAGAGGCUGCAUGGUCCUGUGCUAUGUGCACAUUGUACUGUACUGCAGAGGGGGGGUGCUGUACUGGGUUAGUCUCUUUCAGAAUGUACUCUCACCGCACUGGGGCCUUUUGGUCACUCGUUUAGCACACAGAAAGGGGUGACAAGUUUUUAUUUUUUUUUAAAGCAUGAAGAUUUAGUACCCUUUGCAGACCGCAUUGGAGUAUGAAAUUUAGUGUUGCUCGUUUGAACACUAAAGGCCUGUGAUGAGUAAAACAAAGUGCCACUACAGUAAAGUGCCAAAUCUCUGAUCACCGUGGACAAUUAUUUAACUAUAGCAGAGCUGUAACUUAAAAAGCCUCUUAAAGUGACACGGUGGUUGGUUUUGAAGUUUUUGCAGGAAUCGCAAUGGAAGAGCAGCUUGUGCUUGAGCUUAUCUUGGGUUCAGUUGGAAACCUUGCAAGCCUGGUCCGUCCCUCCCUCCUUCCGGCACUCCGUCUGAGUAACUAAAUUACAACAAACUCCCCCCGAAACAUCCCGCCUCGCCCCCUCUCCCUCUCUCGACCUCCCCGUUCAGUUUGAUCUACCGUGGACCACUUGCAGGCUAAGAAAUUCAAGCUGCAUCAGAAUGUGCCAUUACAGCAUAGAAACCAAAACUUCUCUCGAAUGUGGUUUGUAGUCCACAGUCUCACUCUCACAGGUGUUUUUAAGAAUGUUUGUUCCACGCUAAUUUUACUAUCAAGGUAAAAACUCUGAGACGGUGUAAAGUUUGUCUGUUUGACUUGGUUUCUUGUAGUUUUCUCCUUUUAAAGUAUUCUGAUCUGCGUUUUUAAAAUGUUAUGGAUAAUUAAAUGUAAUUUAAUUUGAAUCUGGGUUCAGAUUUCAGGGUUUCUUGUGUAGGCGACCCUUCUUUACACAGGCGUGUGAACACGCUCAGGGUCUCUGUGUGUACCAUAUAAAUUAGCUGGGAACAAAUCUUCAAUGGGCAGAAUGAUUCAUUUUACGUACAGAGAAUUGUGAAAAAUGGCAUAUAUAUAUUCUAGACAUAUUAACUAUUUCUAUUAUGUUAAAGAUUUUAAAAAAAAUGUAAUCAUAUAUAUGUAUAAAUAUAUCCCUCCUUCUGUUUUUUUAAAGUUUGUAUAUUGUGAUCUGUGAAGUGUCUCUCAGUAGCUGAAAUCUGCACUCAUAUCCUUGCUGAAUAGAAAAGGUCUGACUGCUCAAAUCUGAGGGUUUAAACUACCAGCUGCUGGACUCUGGUGACCUGGUCAAACAUUCAGAAACUCUAGUCCUGCUUUUUUCAGAAUUGUUUUUUAUUGUAAAGUUAUUUUUUUAAGCGAGCGGAUAAAGGUGACAGGAGUUGCAGCUAUCGUUGCCCAGCUAGAUCUGAAGUGACUCUCCUCCUCAUCGCUAGCUUUACUAUGAGAAGAGGUGUUCAGUAUCUACCACAGUGGUUCAUUCAACGCCCCCUCGGGGUUAACCAAAGUAUUUCUGGUUUGAUUGGAACAAACCCCUGAACUGGAACACACCACUGCUCUGCCACGUCCUGGGGAGAGCCCCGCGGGUAUUGUAGGGGUCUACGGUGUUUUUUGUUCACUCGCUUUAGUCCUGCUUGUUUUUAUUCUGCAGCUCUCCACACAAGCAUGUGUACAGGACAAGCCAAAAAAAAAGAGGAAAAAAAAAAGAUUAUGUAGGUCCUUUCUUAAAAUAAAAUGCGCUUCUCUGUCUGGUCCAUAGCAUAAAUCCAGGACCCCAUCUCCAUUACCAGUAUCCUGUCGAUGGUUUGAUUCAGGUGUGGCUGUGCUGCCACUGCAGUGCCUGGGUUAGGGAUAUAUAUAUAUUUUUGGGUGGGGUAAUGGUGCCAUCUUGUGGUAUUUAGCUGUAAAUACAUAUAUUGAUAUAUUUUUUAAAAAUCCUACCUCACACAGUCAGAGUAAUAUGAAUAAGUUCCCACGGUAAAGAAUAGGAAAGUGUUUCUUCAGAUGACACUUUGCAGUAAUGCUUCUUUUUCUUAUGCAAUGCGCAUAUAUAUAUGCGCAUAUACCGCUCUUCAAUACGGACCAGCAGCGAGGCUUUCAAAUGAAUGGAGAUUUCGAAAAGAAUCCGAUACAGAGGCAUACGAUUUGGAUUGGCGUGUCUGUUCAUGUAUAGAUUUUUCUUGGCAGUGCGCUUUAUAUGCCGGAGGAUUAGAAAUGAUAUCACGAGGAUGCUGCAUUGUGUUUUAAACAUACAAACACAAAAUGUAACCGUCAUCACCAAAGUAGUACAUUUAAUAAUAUAAAAAUAAUAAUAAAGAAGGAAAAAAAUAAUAGGGGUACCUUUUAUUGGUUUGGCAGGGAAUUAACACUAGACUUGUUUGUCUGUCUGUCUGUCUGUUUAUCAGUCUGUCUCAACACUCUAACAGUUCCAUGCUGGCUUGAUGCAUGAUAAGGGUUAAUAAUAUUGUUGUUUAUUAUUAUCCUUGUGUUUCAUUUUAUUAUUACGUUUUUUCCUUCUUAAAAUUAUUUUGUGUUUUUUUGAUUUCUGUACAUUGGAUGCAAAUGCAAACCGUAAAUAAAUGCAUAUACUGUUUCUGGAAAA
This is a messenger RNA of Acipenser ruthenus (sterlet), 4858 nucleotides long. Its product is annotated as vitamin D3 receptor A-like. Gene Ontology annotation, cellular component: nucleus. The record is from RefSeq and is a predicted model, not a curated record. Gene Ontology annotation, molecular function: vitamin D response element binding; nuclear receptor activity; zinc ion binding. The coding region runs from base 720 to 2003 and encodes 427 amino acids. Gene Ontology annotation, biological process: negative regulation of transcription by RNA polymerase II; positive regulation of transcription by RNA polymerase II; cell differentiation. The transcript is spliced from 9 exons. Lineage: Eukaryota; Metazoa; Chordata; Actinopteri; Acipenseriformes; Acipenseridae.